Messenger RNA from Cynoglossus semilaevis (tongue sole), 3865 nucleotides. RefSeq names its product gap junction alpha-3 protein-like. Gene Ontology annotation, biological process: cell-cell signaling. Gene Ontology annotation, molecular function: gap junction channel activity. NCBI's taxonomy places the organism in Eukaryota, Metazoa, Chordata, Actinopteri, Pleuronectiformes, Cynoglossidae. The coding region runs from base 1006 to 2106 and encodes 366 amino acids. The transcript has 3 exons. Gene Ontology annotation, cellular component: connexin complex. The record is from RefSeq and is a predicted model, not a curated record.
UUUAACAACGAGGAGUGAGGGGGGAGGGGCAGACGUAGCUCAGGGUUCACCCAGUGGAGGACCCUAGGGUCUGAGUCCUGUUCUUGGUUGAGGUUUUUUUUUAAAAAACAGAAGACUUGGCUCUGUGGGUCUGCUGGCUGGAAGAAAGGCAGUGAUCGGUGGGAGACCACACUUUGUCCUGUCCUUUCAAGGGUAUCUCUGGGGGCCCCCCGGAAAAACAGCUCAGCACCGAGGCCCGUCAGUGCAGCAGAGCAGCCUCAUGGAUCUUCAGAGACAGAAAGUUCAACACCUGGGAUGUGCGCGUAGUUUUUGGAGACAUAUCUCUCUGACGUUUCCCGCAGCUUUGGUAAGUUAGUAUUAUAUAUUUGUCAAUGGUUGAGCUGUAAAGUUUUAUUUCAUUUCAAGUGUUAAUCCAGCUUAAUUGUUUUUUUUUCCUAAAAGUAAAAAUGUUUUUAAAAAUAAUGUGAUGUGGUCAAAUUAUUUUACGGUAUUUUUUUCUUUGUAUUCAAAUGUUCUACUAACACUCACUCUUACUGCAUCUCAUGUCACCUAUGUGUGGCACGUUUUAAUGGGUAGCAGUUGUUCAACCCCUCAAGGCUGAAUAGACUCAGCAUUUCUGUAAACCUAUUGUCCAAGUCAAUCCUCAAAAUUAGAAUUUACUUCCUCUGAAAUCUUAAUGUGUUACAGGAACUGAACGUCAUCCGUCAUCUGCUCCUUUCUCACGCUUCCUCCGCGUCUUCCCGGUGUGAUUUCAGUUGAUGUGGAUCAUGUUGCUGUGACUCGGGUCAUGAAGGCCAGGAGCUGCAGGCUCAUGACAGGAACCCACCCCCCACCCUGUCCACACUUGCCAAAUAUAUACCCUCCUAAAGUAAAUAUAAUCCCGUCCGGGUGCAUGUGGAAAAGCACCCUACCUGACCAGCAGCAGCAGAGUCCCUCACUCUGUUUGUCCCUCGGCUCCUCUGAGACUUUUCCUCUGAACUCGUGCCGGGACCGAGCCUAGCAGCCAUGGGGGACUGGAACCUGUUGGGAAAGCUUCUGGAAAAAGCCCAGGAGCAUUCCACGGUGGUGGGAAAAGUGUGGCUCACCGUCCUCUUCAUAUUUCGGAUCUUGAUCCUGAGUGCUGCCACGGAGAAAGUGUGGGGCGACGAGCAGUCGGGCUUCACCUGCGACACCAAACAGCUGGGUUGUGAGAACGUGUGCUACGACAUCACUUUCCCCAUCUCCCACGUCCGCUUCUGGGUGCUGCAGAUCAUCUUUGUGUCCACGCCUACGCUCAUCUACCUGGGUCACAUCCUUCACCUGGUGCGGAUGGAGGACAAGAAUAAAGAGAAGGAGAAAGCGCGGGUAAAUGCCCUUCACUCGGACAAGCAGGCCCUGAUUGUGGGCGCCCACCGCAAAAAGGCUCUGAUAAGGGAUGAGAAGGGCAGAGUGCGCCUGCAGGGGGAGCUUUUACGCACAUAUGUCUUUAAUGUGGUUUUUAAAACCCUGUUUGAGGUUGGAUUUAUUGUGGCCCAGUAUCUCCUGUAUGGCUUUGAGCUGAAGCCCAUGUACACGUGUGACAGAUGGCCCUGUCCCCAUACGGUGAACUGCUACAUUUCCCGCCCCACUGAGAAAACCAUUUUUAUUAUCUUCAUGCUGGCGGUGGCCAGUCUGUCUCUCUUCCUCAACCUGGUGGAGAUUUACCACCUGGGCUUCACCAAGUGUCGCCAGGGCAUUACCUUUAGAAGAACUCAACGGUCCCUAGGUCACACUGUCUGUAAGGAGCCGAGCGAGACCGCCGUGCCCUUUGCUCCGAGUUACGACGAAUACUUUCACAGACACCACCAAGUCCAGCCCGGCUACCCACCUGUGCCCAGCUACAACCUGUCUCCUCUGUCCGAGGGCACAGACUCAUCCUUUCACCCCUAUCACAGCAAGGCGGCGUAUAAACAGAAUAAGGACAACCUAGCAGUGGAAAGGAGCAGCAGCAGCAAGACAGAGGAAUGUGACCUGAAAGAAAAGAAGGGAGCAGAAUCGCCCCCUGGGUCACCCACGCAGACUCAACACAGCCGCAACGCCAAACACAGCAGCGGCAACAAGACUAGAAUAGAUGAUCUGAAGAUAUGAGGAGGUUUAUGUUUCUCUGAGAGUGGUCUUAAAAUGCUGAGAGUGGACGACAUGUUGCCUGGACACGUCCAUAUUUGUUGAACUGACCUCCACUCUUUGAUAUGGCACGGGUAUGACUCAUUCCAGUCUUUUGGAGAGAGGACAAACACUGGACAUGUGGAGGAGUGGACAUUGUAUUCUAAUGUGGAAAAACAGUUACUGGAUAAAAAAAAGACGAUUUGUCUGCCCUCUGAUUCUACGCUGGGUUCAAUGUCACAGACAAUGUUCUACUUCUACUGUACUGUACUGUAUAGCUGGGGUCCCUAACCACCGGGCUGAGGACCGGUAACAGGCAAUGAAUUAUGUGGUACAGGGCCGCACAGAAAGGAUACAUUUUUUUCAACUUAUCUUAGCUGCUGGGGAUUUUAUUUUGAAAAACUCACUUCCGUUAUUUCUAAUUUCAGUGCUGUAGACAAAUGAAUAUUGUUGAAAAGUAAAUCCUGAUUAAUCCUCAGUUACACUGUAAUUAAUCAGGUUAAAAAGUUUAAUAACUUACAUAGCAGGAAAAUACUUAUUAUAUUUACAUUAUAUAGGUAGUCAUUAAAUCAGAUAGAAUUUGUUCUGUUAAAUGCGUAACCUGCCCACAUACACAGCUGCUGGUCCGUGCUAAAAAAAUGGUUGGGGACCAACAUUUCUCCACCUUUCACUGUUGUUUAUGAAAGAAAAACUAGGGUUUGCUCAGGUUUUUUUAAUUUUUUUUUUUAAUUUUGUUUUGCCUAAUGUGUCAAAAAACAAUCCAGGCCAGAAUCUUCUUCAGCACAGACCUGACCUCAUUUGUGGCCUCAUUUAAAGACAAUCAAAUAAGGGCAAAUAAUUGAGUUUGGUUUCCUUCGACUCCUCGGAGGUCACCUUCUAGCAGGGUUCACUCCUUUAAACUUGAAGCCAAAAGUUGUGCAAUACCUGAGAACACAAUGGACACUGGAGUCACUAACUAUUUCCAGGACGUGCUUGAGAAAGAAAGAAAGAAAGAAAGAAAAAAAAAAUCACAGGAGUUGCAGUGUUUGCACUGUCUCAUUUUAAAGCGACAGCCAGCAAAUACAUAAUUACACGCACAUUGUUUUGUUUGUCCUUGUUUAUAUCCAUGUCUUUGCUCGUUAGUUUUCUAUAAAGCACUUGGCAACAGUUGUAUUUUUUUUUUUAAGUGUUUGAAAUGAGCUUUUGUGAUCUGUAAAUCUUGACCAGAAAACACCAGGGUGACAUUUUUACUGAAACACAUCUAAGAACUGUAAUCUCAUAACGUCAUGUGUAGCAGACAGUGGAGCUGUUUUUUGCUGCUUUGUUUUAAGAGUUCGAAAUGAACCUCUCCUGAAGCUCUGAAAUUAGAAACAGUCAGGUGUGGGUUGAGUCAACAGUCUAGCGUCAGUGUAGCGCUGCAAAUAUCUCAACCUGUUCAACGAUGACGUGCUUCACAUCUCAUGUUCAGGUUUGUGCCAGGAAAGCUGAGCUCACAGACGGACUGUUGUUGACCUUGAAAUCCCUUGCGAAAGCAGGUUGACGAGGUACGUUCAGGACUUCCUGUCAAUUUAUGGAAAGCGUUAGACGUUUUCUCUCAACAAAGUUCGGUGCAGUGACCCCUGUUUGUAGUUCAUCAAUGUGUCCAGUCCAGUCCAGUCCAGUCCAGGCACGCUGUUUUAUUUAAGAGUUUUGUUGUGCCAAAGACAAUAUGCUGCAAAUUUCCAACACGUCAACUGGGAAAUAAAUAAUGGCCUAACCAGACAGA